AUGGCCAACUCGAUGACCAGACACGACAGCGGCAACAACGCCACCUGGACCAAGACCAUCGUCUCCAAGACGGACUACCGCGACAUCAUGUGGACCGACCUCCUCGAGAUCGCCGAAGACCACUGGAAGUGGGUCCAGGCCCAACCCGGCGCCUACACCCGCGGGGAGUCCUGCCUCGUCGCCGCCCUCUUCCUCCCCUCCACCAAAGGCGGCGUCAUCUUCUUGUCUACCAUCCCCCGGGGGAGCAAGCACACGGAGAUGAUGAACGGCGCCCGCGCCGCCCCCGCCUGGUUCCACGCCACUACGGGGGGCACCAACCGCAACACCAACCUGCAGCUCCAUGCCGAGGAUGGCGCCGAGUUCCUCUUCGAGACAUCACCGUACUCCAGGGGCAUCGUCAGCAGGAACCUCCAGUACGUCACCCCGGAUCGCGACAACGCGCACAGCCGCAUGAAGCUGGCCGUCUGGGGUCGCCAUAGGACCUCGCCUGCCCAAGGCGAGAGCAUCGCGCUGUGCACGGUUGGCGAGAAGCAGCCCAAGUGCCCGGCUGUGGCGCGGGCGCUGAAUAUUGCCUACUGCGACCGGUACAAGGUUCGGUUUGAGCAGCAGCACAGAUAA
Molecule: messenger RNA, 618 nt
Organism: Podospora pseudocomata
Lineage: Eukaryota; Fungi; Ascomycota; Sordariomycetes; Sordariales; Podosporaceae
Exons: 1
Coding region: 1-618 (205 amino acids)
Source: RefSeq, a predicted model, not a curated record